Messenger RNA from Carya illinoinensis, 2174 nucleotides. RefSeq lists its product as uncharacterized. The transcript has 2 exons. The coding region runs from base 388 to 1920 and encodes 510 amino acids. The record is from RefSeq and is a predicted model, not a curated record. Lineage: Eukaryota; Viridiplantae; Streptophyta; Magnoliopsida; Fagales; Juglandaceae. Gene Ontology annotation, molecular function: protein binding.
CCGUAAUAAGAGGAAUUUGGUUCUUUUCCAUUUCAUUUUUGCCAGAAAGAGGGAGAAGCAUACGGGUAUUCGAGAUCUAAAAAGCGCCCGAAUCAGUGAAAGCUGCUUCCUGUCCUUCAUCGUCAAUCAGGUACUAACUCUUCCAGCCAAACCAUCUCUCUCGCUCUCUCCAAUCUUUCGACACCGAACACGCACCUUAGCACCGCCGCCGUUUCUCUCUCUCUUUCUGAUUUACGGCCUCUGUUUUUUUUUUGUUUUUUGUUUUUUUUGGCCCCCUCCUGCUCUCUGGUACGCUAUCAAUCGCACCAGAUCUCGUAUCCCUCUCUUCGAUUUUCAAUUUGAAGGAAUUUGAUUCGAGUAAUAGUAAAAUUAAGAAAGGUUCAAACCAUGAAUUCAAAUUUCGGGAAAUCCAGCUUCGACUUCGAUCUGGGUCUCGGUUCUUCCCGACCCAAAUCCCUCAACCAGCAGAAAAACCAGAUCUCCUCCUCCUCCUCCUCCUCCUCCUCCUCGUACACCUAUACUUCCUCCCAACCCAAACCCACGUGGCAGCCUAACAAACCCUCCUGGACUCACCAGCCGGCGCCGACCCAGCCGGCGGCCAAACCAGGCUUGUCCAACGGGCCCACCACUUCCAUGGUCGGCGACAUCCUUGGGAAGAGCUGGAAUUCCUCGGUGCCUUCCGGUUCAAGCGCCGGCAUCGGGAUCGUCGACAAGAACCCAAAUCUGUUCGGGGAUUUGGUCAGCUCUGCCUUGGGCGGUCAAUGUAAGAGCAAUUCCAAUGUCCCUUUGAAGAACGCGACGCCCGUGUCAUCGGCGUCAAAUAAGAGCAGCUCGUUCUCGAUGGGAAACAUGACUGAUACUUUGCCGAAAACUGGUAAUUCGGUUAAAACUAGUGGAACCUGGGGAUCUUCUGAGAGUUUUGGAAGUUAUGCUAAUAUUGGUGGAUUUAAUUCUAGUAAUAGUGGUAUGCGCAAUAAUAAUACCAUUAAUAGUGACAAGGGUCCGAAUCUUGGAGGUCCUUCAAUGCGAAGUAUGGGCAGUAGUGUUGGAGUUGGGGUCGGGAUGAACUCUAGUAAGGACCCAUUUGUUUCUUUGGUUGAUUUUGGAUCAAAACAAUCCGGUCGUGGUGUUGAUUCGGCGACUACAAAUAGUAAGACUAAUGCUAGCAAUGAUGCCUUUGGGAAUUUCCAGAAUGCCCCGAAAUCAGGCUCAACUGCAUACCCUUUGGGUGGUUUUACGGCAAGUAAUAAUGAUUUUAUGGGAGUCAAUUCCGGUACUGGUUCAAAAAUGAGUGAUUUUGGGAUACCGGGAAUGGAUUUUGGUUCUAAGAAUCAGACUCCGAUUCAGAGCUCUGGUGAUGAUCCGCUCAACAUGUUUUUCUCCUCGUCAUCUGCGGCUUCAGCCGGAGGUGCUGUUGGAGGACAGCAAACGUCAGGAGUUGAUGACUGGGGACUGGAUAAUGAAUUUGAUGGUGGGUUUGGAGGAGAUCCUGAUGGUGGUUCCACAACUGAGCUUGAAGGGCUUCCACCACCUCCUGCUGGGGUGUCAGCUUCCAUGGCUAAAAACAAGGGGAUGGAUAGUUACAAGCAGGGACAGUAUCCCGAUGCCAUCAAGUGGCUUUCUUGGGCUGUAAUUCUUCUUGAGAAAGCAGGUGAUGAUGCUGCCGCUGUGGAGGUCUUGUCUGGCAGGGCAUCUUGUUACAAAGAAGUUGGAGAGUAUAAGAAGGCUGUUGCAGACUGUACAAAGGUACUGGAAAAUGAUGGAGCAAAUGUAUCAGUCCUUGUUCAACGUGCUCUCCUGUAUGAAAGUAUGGAGAAGUACAAACUUGGGGCAGAGGACCUUAGGUCUGUUCUGAAGAUUGAUCCUGGUAAUAGGAUUGCAAGAAGUACCGUUCACCGCUUGGCUAAGUUGGCAGACUAGAAAUUCAGAUUUUUAAUCUUUUAUAUUCAUAGACUUUUCAUAUAGAUCAAUACUUUUCCCUCUUACCAUAACCAAAAAAAAAAUCGUGGGAAAUGAACAUUUUGCUUGGAUACAUGAACAGUUAUCACAGUCUGGCUGUUGGGAUUAUUACAUGUAUGGUGUAUUCUAUUUGUGACUGGGUAUGAUUCUUUGUGUUGCAUGUAUGUGGCUUUCAAAAUUUGAAAUGAUUUGCAGGGUGUACUUUGUAUUUCAUA